AUGGAAAAGUUGCAGAAGGCCAAAAUGGAUGACGAAGUCCUUGGCUACAAGGACUUGGCAGCCAUCCCCAGGGACAAGGCGAUCCUGGACAUCGAGCGUCCUGACCUGAUGAUCUACGAGCCCCACUUCACCUACUCCCUCCUCGACCACGUGGACCGGCCAGGGAGCCGAGAGCCUUCGCUCUCGCCCACGUCUCUCUCUCCUCCCCCAUCGCCAGAAGACUGGGCAGAGGCCAAAUCCCCAGGAAGUGUCGGCAAGGCCUCCAGGCGCCGGGCCGGCAGCAGAAACCGCUCUGGAGUCCAGCACUUCCAUCAUCCUGAGACCAACACAGCGGAGAUGAACAUCUACAAGAAGCCGCCCAUCUACAAGCAGAGGGAGGCUGGGCUGGCACCGACUCCCGAGAGCAAACGGCUGAUUGAGGGCCUGAUUAUUGAAUCCUCCAAAUUCCCUGCUGCUCAGCCACCGGAUCCCAGCCAGCCAGCCAAGAUCGAGACUGACUACUGGCCCUGCCCGCCCUCCCUGGCAGUCGUGGAGACUGAGUGGCGGAGGCAAAAGGCGUCCAAGAGAGGUGAGGAUGUGGAUGAGGACUCAGAAGAGAUGAAAAGUCUCCAUGAGCUGCAGGAACAGGAGCUGAGCAAGGUGGCCUCCAAUCUGGGCAAACUCAUCCUGAAGGAGGAGAUGGAGAAAUCUCUCCCAGUCCGGAGGAAGACCCGGUCACUUCCAGAUCGAACUCCCUUCCAUGCCUCGUUGCACGGAGGGAGCUCAAAGCCAUCCCCGCUUCCUGCCUCUGGGAGACACACGCUUGCCAGGCUGCAGUCGACGGAGUUUGGAACUGGCAGCAGUGAGAAAGGCAGUCCAGGUCUGCAGAAUGGCCAGAGAAGCCGCAUGGACAGAGGCAGCUCCCUCCCCAGCAUGCUGGAGCAGAAGAUUUACCCGUAUGAGAUGCUGAUGGUGACCAACCGAGGGCGAGUCAAACUGCCCCCAGGAGUGGACCGAACACGACUUGAGCGGCACCUGUCACCCGAGGACUUCCAGCGGGUCUUUGAGAUGCCCCCAGAGGAGUUCUCCCGACUGGCCCUGUGGAAGCGGAACGAGCUGAAGAAGAAAGCCUGUCUCUUCUGA
Molecule: messenger RNA, 1122 nt
Organism: Protobothrops mucrosquamatus (brown spotted pit viper)
Lineage: Eukaryota; Metazoa; Chordata; Lepidosauria; Squamata; Viperidae
Gene: DMTN
Product: dematin actin binding protein
Exons: 14
Coding region: 1-1122 (373 amino acids)
Biological process (GO): cytoskeleton organization; actin filament bundle assembly; lamellipodium assembly
Cellular component (GO): plasma membrane; actin cytoskeleton
Molecular function (GO): actin filament binding
Source: RefSeq, a predicted model, not a curated record